AGGAGACGACCAGCCGCGUCCGCACACCGCAGGUUCGGGAGUACUCCGGAAUCCGCCGCCGCAUCUACCCGACGCCACGACUGACGACGGGGAGCCCCGGGCCUCCAGUUCUCCACCGCCGCUUCGGCGCCCCAUAAAAGCGGAGCAAGAGCCAGCUUGCUGAGAGAACCCUACCGAUCUCGCCUGAAGCAAUCGCCUUUUGCCGUUCGUCCCUCAUCGUCGUGCGCAGCAGCAGCAGCAGCGGAACGGAGAUGGCCAAGGACGGGGGCCCCGACUGGAACGGCCUGCUCAAGUGGAGCCUCGCCCACGGCGACGGCACCAACCCGCCGCGCGCUCUUAGCGAGGAAGACAGAAAAUGGUUCAUGGAGGCCAUGCAAGCCAACACAGUAGAUGUUGUCCAGAGGAUGAAGGAGAUCACUCAGGUGAUGAAAACUCCAGAAGAUAUCUUGGAGUCUCAGGGUGUGACCCCAGAGAACAUUGAAGAUAUGUUGGAUGAGCUACAAGAGCAUGUGGAAUCCAUUGACAUGGCAAAUGAUCUACAUUCUAUUGGUGGGUUGGAUCCUCUACUUGGUUACUUGAAAAAUUCACAUGCUGGCAUCCGAGCAAAGGCAGCAGAAGUUGUGAGUACAAUUGUGCAGAACAAUCCCAAGAGUCAGCAACUUGUCAUGGAAUCCAAUGGACUAGAGCCCCUCCUGACAAACUUCAAAUCAGAUCCAAGUACAAAUGCACGAACGAAAGCUUUAGGAGCCAUAUCCUCUCUUAUUCGUCAUAACCAGCCUGGAACAUCUGCAUUUCGCCUGGGAAAUGGCUAUGCUGGAUUGAAGGAUGCUCUUGGUUCUGAUGAUGCCAGACUUCAGAGGAAAGCUCUCAAUCUCAUACAAUACCUGCUGCAAAACAACAAGGCAGACAGGAGCGUAGCUACAGAUCUUGGUCUUCCGAAGCUGAUGAUGCACCUUGCGUCCAAUGACGAUUCCUUAGUGCGUGAAGCUGCAUUAAGCGGUCUCCUUGAGUUGGCGCAGGACAAGACAUCUGGAAAUGCUCUACCCGACCAAGACAAGCUGAAAGACAUCCUCAAGAGCCGAAUCGAAGAGAUCAGCUUGAUGGAUGCCGACGAUCUCCAUGCCGCUCGUGAGGAGCGGCAGCUGGUGGACAAGCUCUGGAAGGAAUGCUACAAUGAGCCCUCGUCCCUCAGGGAGAAGGGUCUCGUGGUGCUCCCUGGAGAGGACGCACCCCAACAACCCCCACCAGAUGUCGCAGGGAAGAUGUUUGAGCCGCCGCUUCGCGCAUGGGCAGCUGCAAGACCUUCUCCGAAAGAUGAUUCUGAUUCCGGCAGCGAGAAGAAGGAUGUACCGCCGUUGCUGCUUGGCCCUGGGCCGUCUUCCAACAGCAAUUCUUAGAUUCAGUCACGUUUGUGAAAGGCUGAAAUAGCAGACCUGAUGGAAGUCUUUGACUUUUUGCCUGUGCAAACUCCUGUGGUCGUAUUCUGAUGAUGUGCUCUGCAUUUUGUUUCGGAGUUUGCUUUGUGCAGAUGUUAAUGUACUUGUACUCUGUGAUGCUAUUAAGUUAAUGCUACUUAUGAAUUCUCUUUGCACGAAGGUUUAA
Messenger RNA from Panicum hallii, 1602 nucleotides. RefSeq names its product hsp70-binding protein 1. The coding region runs from base 252 to 1397 and encodes 381 amino acids. NCBI's taxonomy places the organism in Eukaryota, Viridiplantae, Streptophyta, Magnoliopsida, Poales, Poaceae. The record is from RefSeq and is a predicted model, not a curated record. The transcript is spliced from 6 exons.